Pocillopora verrucosa is the source of this 3761-nucleotide messenger RNA. Its product is annotated as dual serine/threonine and tyrosine protein kinase-like. Gene Ontology annotation, molecular function: protein kinase activity; ATP binding. NCBI's taxonomy places the organism in Eukaryota, Metazoa, Cnidaria, Anthozoa, Scleractinia, Pocilloporidae. Gene Ontology annotation, biological process: protein phosphorylation; positive regulation of fibroblast growth factor receptor signaling pathway; positive regulation of ERK1 and ERK2 cascade. The record is from RefSeq and is a predicted model, not a curated record. Gene Ontology annotation, cellular component: cytoplasm.
CUUUCAGGUCUCAAAUGCUAGUCAACGUUAGCCAUGUCCAGGCACUCAAAGACUCUACAAGAAGCCAUCAAUGAUUUCAAACACUACUCUGAUCGAACGACCCUUUUGUACGAGCGCACUAAAAAAUGCUUUGGGGAGAUCGAGGAACGUCUUAAUCUCGGUCAACAAGCGGGCUCUGGAAAGUUGAUUGCCUCCUCGCAGUUAAAUGAUGUGGAGAGAGAACUUAGGAAGACACCGACUGUAGUCUUCAUCGGCGAACGAAAUAGCGGCAAAAGCUCCAUAAUUAAUGAACUUCUAAAACAGACUUACCUACCAGUUCACGAGAACCCUUGCACAGCCAGAAUCGUGCGAAUCAAACACGCGGAUGAGUUGAGCGCAAGGCUCGUUGGAGCAGAUGGGAACGUGGUACGAAGUAGAGAAGAUGUCAAAGGCAAAAAACUUCUCGAAAAGUUGAUAGUGGUCUCAGACAAAGACAGAGAGAAUCCAAAAGCUUUAGACGCUACUGUGGAGUUCGGAUUAAACCAUGAGCUUCUGAAAAGUGGAAUCGAGUUGAUAGAUUCACCCGGGAAGAACGAGUCGGACGUUUUGGAUAGAGUGUUGGAGGAUUUCCUCGAGAAAGGCACAGUUCCUCUUUUUGUGUACGUAAUUGACGGAAAAAUGCGUCUCAGACCUUCGGACGUAACAACAUUAACCUUUUUGAAGGAUAAAUCUCCUCAAUCUUCCAUCAUGUUUGUCUGUAAUAAAGUAGACAUUGAGGCAACAGGACCGCUUGACAAUGAUGAUGACGACGAUGAUGACGACGAUGAUGACGACGACGAUGAGGAAGAUGAAGAUGAUGAUGAAGACGAGGACAACGAAAACAAAAAAACAAAAAAGAAAAACAAAGAGGAAGUUGUCUUCAAUCAGCUGAAAAGCAGGGACUUUCUCACAGGAGAAUCUAGCAAAACAUGCGACUUAUUCCAUGCCAUUUCUGCAAAAGAUGUUCGCGAGGAACGGAUGGAUCAGGGUAGUGAGGGAGAAGCAACAAGGAGAUUCCAGCGAUUCCAAGGUCAACUCCAAAUUCUUCUCGCUCACAUCAUGAAAACACAGACUAAAAGGAUCGUUCAAGCCCUCCUGGUUUUACAAGAAAGCUUUGUGAACGUUGUCCAGGUGCAAAGAUCCCAAAUCACUCAGGAAGCAUCCAUCGUACCAGAAAUUACGAGACAGGCGUACCAGAUAGAAAGUAAAAUGUUCGACUCGUUAAAAUCCUUUACAUCCAGUGAUUCCGAGGAUACAAAGCAGAGAUUGCAGGAGCAUAUAAAGUCGUUGAAGGAAGAAUUUUCUCAGGAUGCAUUACAAUACAAAAUUCCAAACCAGCGUACUAUGCGAAAGAGAGCUCUGACUAUGAUCAAAACAGAUCUUAAAGUUGCAUUUUCGCCCGAACAAUUAUCAGAAAUGAACAGGGAGGACUUUAUUUUGGAGCGAUUUCUCGGUGAUAUGAAAGGCAACAUUUUGGAAAAAAUGUGCAAUUCCCUCGACAAGUUUGUGGAAUCCUUGAUGGACGAAGUAGCGAAUGAUCUUAUCAAAGCCAUCAUUGACUUCAACGAGAACCUCACACACCCCAUGGUCUCUAAAAUUUUGGAGGAAAGCUACGGAGUGCAUUUCGUUGAAGCAAAAGCUAAAACACACGAAGUUAUUGAAGAUAUUCUUAACCAUCUUUUGGAUUCCAUAAAGGAAGCUGCCAGGGUUGCUUUGAGGAAAGAAAUUUCGGGACCCCUUAGUUCCAAACAGAUGACGACUUGCACAAAAAGGGAUGUUGCUGAUAAAACACGUCGACAGUUAGUCGUUGAAUCCCUUUUCGACACUAUCGACGAAAAGAGGGUUGCAGAGGCAGUUUUCGAAGCCUGUUUCGAUCGCUUUCAGAGGAUGCGAGAUCGGUUUCUAUCAACCAUGGAAUUUCUCAUGCGCUUGCAAACGGCCUUUUCUAAUUGCCAAGCUACAGAGCAGCUUGAAGAUCUUCGUCUUCGUUUUACUCCUGAGAUACGAAUGCUUGCCGUCGAAGGAAUGGCUUUGAAAUAUGUGCAGAACCAUGGGCCAAUAGCAUGCGGCUCACUCGUAGCGAAAACACGCCACGGCCAACUCUUUGAUUGUGCGAGCGUUAGUUGGUACCGUUGCUCGCCCAGUGGUCAGUGCGUGGUGAAAGUGAUCGAGAAAGAGAAAGUUGGUGAAAGUGCCUGGAAGCAGAAUGCAGUGGAUCUCGUCAAUAUGAUGGAUAUGAUUCAGAAACUAAAAGGUUCCCAUCCCAAUCUGUUGCGGCUGUACGGCUGGGUUUUCCCUAAGCCGGAUGUACUACAUGUUGUCAUGGAGAAGGCAGAGAAGAGUCUUCUUUGUGCUCUCAAAGAGCUUGCCUCGGCCUGGGCCCGUUCCUCGCUCUCCAAACUGAUCACGAGGAUCAAGAUGGCUCUAGACGUGGCUGAAGGACUGAAGGCCAUUCACGAAAUCGGCUACAUUCACGAGGACAUCAAGCCCGGAAAUAUCUUGUUAAUGUCUGAUGGAAGAGCAACGAUCAACCUCGCUAAGCCUGAAUGUCCAUACGACAUGACCACUCUGGGCGCUCCGUUCCACGUGUCACCAGAAAUGUACCAGUACCACGGGAAAGGUCACCUCAGUUACCUCUCCUACGACAUCUAUGCAUUUGGAAUGCUUUUAUGGGUGCUUUUGGAGGGAAGAGGUACAUCAAGACCGAAAGUAUACAAAGACAUGAAAACUAUCCAAUCCAUGCAAGCAGCAGUGGAAAAUGGAAUUCUACCAUGUAAGGAUGAUGAAGAAUUCCAGAUUCCGUCAGUGAGUGAUGCGUGUUGGAGCUUAAUGACAAGGUGUUGGGAGGACAGAGCAUCCAUGACAAUGGAUAUUAUUAUUACUGAUUUAAAAGCCAUUAGGGAAACAGUAGAUAGGACCCGUUGACUCAAUGGUGAUGUUGCUUGAACUUUCCUAAGCAACUGGGCCUUAUAAGACUCUUCUUAAACCGAAUUUGGGUUAUGAGGUUAGCUUUAAGGAUUGGGUUGAGUCAAUAUUGUUGCCGUGGAAACCUAGACCGAUCAAUCUUUUCCUCACACCCCUCUGAAGCUAUUGUUUGGUCCCGUCACGCAAAAAAGAGAGGGUGUAGCGUGACGAGAAUAAACAACACUCGUUUUUGUAUGUUAAUCGUAUAGAAUUAAGUUUAUCAAGAGCUGUGUAAUAAUUGUGCGCUACUGAAUACGUAUAAAGUAGAAAAUGAAGCGUUGAUAUUGCUUUUUGCUGGCUUGAAAUGAAAAAAAAAUAUGAUAAGGCAAAGAACACGCGUGGAAAAACUGAUUAAUUGCUUUUGUUAAACAAUGGCGAGGUAGUUUCUAUGAGAGAGGAGAUCGACUUAUCACAUGUCACGGCUUUUCGCCCAUCACCCUCCCUCCUUUUGUUAAGAACGAGAUUUGCUAAAAGUUUGAAUUUGAGUUAAGUUUCUUUUAAACAAAGCUGGAGAUAGGCAGAUAUUAUCUCAUGUGGCCAGUGUGAAAUGAAGAGAAACUUUUAAGUCUCUAUUGGGUUUCAAAACUCAGCCACAACGAUAACAGAGACCCUUUCCGCGGAGGCAUUUGAGAAGACAGGUAUUCUCGUCCUUCCUCUCCCCCCCAAAAGAGAACGCGCGACUACACUCGUGUCCUUGACAACUUUCCCCCCCCCUCCCUCUCUGUAGCCUAACCCUUUAUCAGACUACCGAAAAAUAACAUGUAUCCAAAACUUGGUUA